Brenthis ino (lesser marbled fritillary) is the source of this 627-nucleotide messenger RNA. NCBI's taxonomy places the organism in Eukaryota, Metazoa, Arthropoda, Insecta, Lepidoptera, Nymphalidae. The record is from the annotation of a GenBank genome assembly.
AUGCGUGUUCUCGGAAUAAUAUUGUUAUUCUUAUUCACGUCAUUUAAAACUAUAAAUAACGAAGAAUUUUUAAAAAGUACUUUAACAACUGCUUCAGUUCGUCCAAGUACAUCUCAGAAGCCUACAACAUUGUAUAGAAGAAUUAAUGUGCAAGAUGGAAUUUGGAGUGCUUCCUUAGAUUUCAAUAGAUUUAUGGAUGCUAGACGAAAAAAGAGCAACAAUAACAAAAAUUCAUUCUUAAGCAAUUUGGAUACUUGGUGUCAAUUUCAACCAAAAAUAGGAAACUGUGAAAAAUCUUUACAAAAAUUUUAUUACGAUUUACAAUUACAUCAUUGUGUGCCAUUCAACUAUAGCGGGUGUGGUGGCAACAGAAAUAAUUUUGAGACACUUGCAGAUUGCGAACAACUUUGUAAUGGUGUUUUCAGUUAUUCAGUUGAACAAGCAAGUUAUAAAACUAUUUGUAUGUUACAACCCCAAUCGGGGAUGUGUAUGGCGAUGAUACCAAAAUAUUACUAUGAUACCAAUGAGAAAACUUGUAAAAAGUUUAUAUAUGGUGGCUGUGGAGGAAACUUGAAUAAGUUCGAUACUUUUUCCUCGUGUCUAAAUGCGUGCGGGGAUUCUGAUUUC